Caenorhabditis remanei is the source of this 1629-nucleotide messenger RNA. RefSeq lists its product as uncharacterized. The record is from RefSeq and is a predicted model, not a curated record. The transcript has 11 exons. Gene Ontology annotation, cellular component: membrane. Gene Ontology annotation, biological process: sodium-independent organic anion transport; transmembrane transport. Lineage: Eukaryota; Metazoa; Nematoda; Chromadorea; Rhabditida; Rhabditidae. Gene Ontology annotation, molecular function: protein binding. The coding region runs from base 1 to 1629 and encodes 542 amino acids.
AUGAUUGUUGGUAUUGGCAGUAUACUGGUUAUCAUACCAGAGUAUACCGCAGGUGCUUACUCCGUCGGAGAAGCACGUAAAGACGUCUGCGUAACUGGUGGUCCCGAUAAAAUGUGUGCAGAAGAUAGCAGUAAUAGUUUUACGGCACACAGGGAGCUGCUGCUACUGCUUCUCUCCCAAGCAUUUGUUGGAAUCGGUGCAAGUCCUUUGUUCACUUAUGGAAUCACUUGUCUGGAUGAGUUUGACUCACACAAAAGAACUGGUAGAAACCUUGCUCUAUACAUGAUUGCAUCAACUGUCGGACCAGCACUUGCAUUUGUUGGAUGUGGAUUCAUGUUGCGUGUGUGGGGAGAUUGGAGAACAUCUCCAGCAGAUAUGGGAAUUGAUAGCAGUGCAGAUCCUCGAUUCAUUGGAAUGUGGUGGAUUGGUUUUGUUGUGUGCGGAUUUGUUGCUUUGUUCACAGCGUUCCCAUUAGUGAUGUUCCCAAAGAAACUCAAAGACACUGGCAUGCGAAAAGCAAACGAUGUUCAUCGUACCGAUGCCUCGUUGGACAAAGACUUCUCUGACCAUAAGUACGAGUUCUUCAAAAUUAUAUUGAUGCUUCUGAAAAACAAAACAUGCAUGUGCGUCAUUCUCAUGCAGACUAUUGAAGCAAUGUUGAUGAAUGGUUAUAUUACUUUCAUUCCGAAACUUCUGGAAACUCUUCUCGGGUUCUCAGCAGGAAAUGCUAGCUUGAUUACUGGAGGAGUGGUUGUUCCAGUUGGAAUAUGUGCAAGUUACAUUGGUGGAAGAAUUUCAAAAGUGUUUGAGAAUCGCUUUAAACCAUCAAUGUAUUUUGUCAUGACUUUUGGUCUUCUCGCUGCAGGAUGCAGUAGCUGUCUUCUGAUCCGUUGUGAAUCUUUAAAUGUGUUCGAAGUCAAUGUUCCAGUUAAAGAGCUUCCAAAGUUUGGCGCUACCGAGGCAUGCAGCGAAAACUGUCACUGUGAUGCAUUCUUCAACCCUGUCUGCUCUGAAGAAAGUCAACUGACCUUCCUCUCUCCUUGCCAUGCUGGCUGUAUCGACUCUCCGGAUAUCAAAUUUGGCGCUUCUAAUUGGACCAACUGCGGAUGUUCCAAGAACGCAAUUGUCAAGAAAGGAUACUGCGACGCGUCAUGUCAAAAGCAGAUCUAUCAGUUCAUCGCUAUGUUCAUUGGCCUUUCUUUCUGCAUUUUCGUCGGAGCACCAGUUCUGCAAAGUGCGUCUCUUCGAGUUGUGAAUCCCAAGCAUCGUGAUCAUUUCACCUGCUUUGGUUGGUUGUGGAUGAGAAUUCUUGGAAGUAUUCCUGGAGCGAUUGUCUUCGGAUACAUCAUCGAUGUCAAUUGCAUGUACUGGCAGAAAGAUUGUGUAUCGCAGAAAUGCCAAUACUAUAAUGCUUCAAAUUUGGGAUGGGCGUUCUUCUAUUUUACUAUUGCCGUCAAACUCGCUGGAGGAGCAUUGCUGUUCCUGGCCGCCUACUUCUAUCAAGAGACAGACCGACCGAGUGGCAAGGAAUCAUGCCGUACCUUAGACACGGAUGCUUCCGAAUCGGUUAAGAUGUCAUAUGAAAAGAAUCUGCCAACUGGAUUGUCACCACAAACCAUGGUAUACUAG